AUGGGCGAAACUGCAGGUUCGGGAUCUUCCAAAUCAAUCAAGACAAAGAUACCUCGUACAAGCACAAGUAAAGUCCGAACAGGUUGCAUUACCUGCAAAAGGCGACACGUCAAAUGCGACGAGACAAAGCCGCAAUGCGGCAAUUGCGUCAGGAACGGCCGAAAGUGUGAAGGGUAUUUGAUCGUUGACAAAAAGCCGAGUACCUCUCCUGUUCACAUAAAAUGGGAUUCGAAGCAAAUCACUCGAGCGGCACCUCCAAUAACGCAACUACAUCUUGUUCAUGACUCACUGGAUUUUAAAGAUUCCCUGGGAAUCCUCUAUUUCGAUGAGUUCGUGCAUAUCGUUCAAAGUCCUUGGAUAGCCGCGGGGUUCAGCAAUGAUCUUUGGGCUGUGACUCUACCUCAGGUUGCUCGUACCAACAGCACAGUACGGCACGCCGCCAUCGCAAUUGGGGCCCUGAGUAAAUGGUACGGUAAAUCAAACCACAGUGAUACCGACAGUCUGCAAAUGGUCGAGGAUGAGGCUGCACGAAAAGAUAGAGACUACCUCAAUGCAGUGGCUCACUAUUGCCAUGCUAUGAAGCUACAAAGCCAGCAGGCUUCUAUGCAAGAUGCAGUCUUCCUCUCAAUUCUCUUCUUAUGCUUCGAAACGCUCAGGGGGAACAGAAAGGCUGCUUUGGAUCACAUCAACCAUGGCCUCGCCAUGCUGCUGGCUUUGUUGACCGACACAGACUCACGCCAAAUGACAUCCGUGGCCCCAAACCCGAAGCCACUCAUCGCAGCUGUGGCAGACAUCUUCUCUCAUCUCCUCCCACAAACACGAGUGAUCCUGCGCGGUAAUAUCGGUCGCAGUCCAGCAGUCCCGAACUUUACCAGAGGGUUACGGGCUAAGAAGCAAACAGUCGAGACUUUCAUGACACUAAUCACCAAGCUACCUCGGUCAUAUCCACCGAUCAGACAGCUACCAGCUGUUCUCGAAAGCUUGGAUGAUUUCGAGAAAUACUGGAUAAGUGGCCAAAGCACCCGCCUCUCGAUCGGCCCCAUCCUGAUGGAAGCUGUACAAGAAUCUGUAGUUUUGAGCUCAGCUGAUCCGUAUAGUGUCUCGGAACUUUGGAAGCAAAUUGCCUCUGAUCCCCGCAUCAAAGAAAUCUGCGAGGCUUCCACAAAAGAACUGCAGGCUUUGGAAGCCGCUUUCAUGCCAGUGUUUAACCGUGCCAUUAUGUCCGAUUCAGCCUCAACAGACUACAUCAGAGCAAUUCAUCUUCGCUUGCAUUAUCUGGGCACCUGUACAUUCGACGACCUUACGCAUUUUUACGACGUUGAACCAGUAGUUGCAAAGACGCAUCUCUUCCGCGAGUACAUCUCUCUCGCAGACAUAAGCCUCCGUACCGCCAAGCGAGACCUGAAGAAUCCAGCACAGCGGCUGUCACUGCAGUGCAAUUUAUCGGCACACCUUUUUCUCAUUUCGCUGUACUGCCGCGACCCAUUACUUCGCGACGAAGCCACGUGGAUGCUUAAGGACUACCGAGGUCAAGACGGAAUCUGGAACGCCCGCUCGUUGUACUUACUAGCCCUGAGAAACAGAACCGUGGAACGAAUCAACGCAUCCGAGGGCACAGCCCUAGAGCAGUGGCACCGCCUUCUACGUAGGGAGUACCUGUUUGAAGAAGGCGGUGACCGAGUCAUUCUGUGCUAUUUGGAUAAAGAUACGGGCACUGGGGAGUGGCAGCUCGUGGAAGAGACAGCCGAAGUCAAAGGAGACCUUGAAGCUGUACAAUGGCAAAGGCGACCGCUCUCGGCAGGUGGGAAACCACUUCUGGGGGAUGUGAUGGCUCUUUGGCCAGAAUUGGUGGGGUAA
Fusarium sp. VM40 is the source of this 1857-nucleotide messenger RNA. Lineage: Eukaryota; Fungi; Ascomycota; Sordariomycetes; Hypocreales; Nectriaceae. The record is from the annotation of a GenBank genome assembly.